CAUGGGAGGAGGCCCCAGGACCCCGACCCUCACGGCCCUCCUCUGCCUGGGGCUGUGUGGGGGCCCCUGGGACCAGGUCCGGGCAGAGGCCCUCCCCAGACCCUCCCUCUGGGCUGACCCGGGCCCCAUGGUCAGCAAGGGCAGCCCUGUGACCCUCUGGUGUCAGGGGUCUCUGCGGGCUGAUGCCUACGGUCUGUAUAAAGAGAGGGGCUCUGAGCCCUGGCUUACGAGGAUCCCACAGGCCUCCAGCAACAAGACCGGGUUCCUCAUUCCAUCCACGAGCUCACACCAUGCAGGGCUAUACGAGUGUGCCUACAGCGCUGGGCGCAUCCUGUCUGAGCGCAGCGAGCCCCUCGUCCUGGUGGUGACGGGAGUGUUCAGUGCACCGUCCCUCACAGCCCAGCCAAGCCCGGUGGUGGCCUCAGGGGGGAAGGUGUCCCUCAUGUGUACCUCACAGUCCACAUCCGGCCCUUUCCACCUGCUGAAGGAGGGAGGGGCUGAGCCCCCCCGACGCAUGGCAUCGCAAUGGAUGUUCUAUGCUGGGAGGUCGUGGACCCAGGCCGUCUUCCCUGUGGGCCCCGUGAGCGCCCCCCACGGGGGUAACUACAGAUGCUACGCUUCCUCCGGCUCCUACCCCAAUGUGUGGUCACACCCCAGUGACCCUGUGCACAUCCAGGUCACAGGCCUGUACAGGUCGCCCUCCCUCCGGGCCCAGCCAGCCUCCCUGCUGCUGCCUGGGGACAACCUGACCCUCCAGUGUCGCUCGGAGCCCGGCUUUGACAGAUUCGCUCUGACCAAGGACGAGGGGCCCGCACCCCCUCAGCGUCUCAAAGGGCAGCGCAGCCCCGACUUCCCCCUGGGCCCUGUGACCCGCACCCACGGGGGCCGGUACAGGUGCUACAGCGGACACAGCAUCUCCCAUGCAUGGUCGGCCCCGAGCGACCCCCUGGACGUCCUGAUCGCGGGAGCAGACAGCAAACCCUCCCUGUCGGCCCGGCCGCCGCCCCCGGUGCCCUGGGGAGCGAACGUGACCCUGCUGUGUCGAUCUGAGACCAAGGCUGACACCUUCCACCUGCAGAGGGAGGGCUCCCUGGACCCUCCCCUGCAGCUUCGUCUGCAGGGCACGGCUGCCCCCUCGGAGGCCACCUUCACCAUCAGUCCUGUGACCUCGGGCCACAGUGGGACCUACAGGUGCUACAGCUCCCACAGCGCCUCCCCCUUCCUGCUCUCACAGCCCAGUGACCCCCUGGAGCUCCUGGUCCCAGGAGGCUCUGAGGAUCAGCCUCUCCCCUCCCCCAUGGAGUCAGGUCUGCAAUGGUCCCUGAACAUCCUGAUCGGGGUCUCGGUGGCCCUCACCCUGCUGCUUGCCCUCUUCCUCUUCCUCUUCCUCCGACACUGGCGUCGGAGCAAAGGCAGGAUGUCAGCGGCUGCGGCAUCAGAAUACGAGGACAGAGGCCUGCAGAAGAGCUCCAGCCCCGCUGCUGGCAUCCAGGAAGAGAACUUGUAUGCUACUGUGAGAGACACACAGCCUGAGGAGGACAGACAGCUGGACAGUCAGGCUGCGGCAUCUGAAGACCCCCAGGAGGUGACCUACGCCCAGCUGACCCACCUGACCCUCAGACGGGAGACAAGUGCAGCCCCGUCAGAGGAGCCCCCGGCUGAGCCCAGUGUGUACGCUGCUCUGGCCGUCCACUAGCCCAGGAAGGGCCCAGACCCCACACUCCAGGGCAGGGGCCUGCAGGGGCCCCAGAAGGCACAGGAGCUGCCCCCAAGGACACUCAGCAGUGGCCCCGGCCAACCUGGAGACCCGAAAUGGAACCCCAGCAGCUCCUGGAAUCUCCUGGAAGUCAACUGCUUCCAGAACUCCAUCGUCACACAGCUGAUCGACGUCCCCAUCAAAGGGACACCGCUGCCUGCAAGGGUUCCAUGGAACUGCCUCAAGGCCUGAAUUACAUAAGUGGCAACCAUGGGCUGAGCUGGCCCGCAACCCAGCCCAUGAGCCACAGCUGUCACUGUGAGGCUGGGCACUUGCCUGACCUCAGCCCCAAAAUCUGCAGACAAAAAGGGACCAACUGCAGGGUGCAAGGCAGCUGCUGCCACCGAGGGAUUGCUCAAUCCCAUACUUCUCAUUUCCAGAUACCCAGCCCCUUCCUCCCCUGCCUGAUGCAGCUUCUCAGCAAGGAAAAGGAAGCCUGCUCCCUACUGACCAUGAGCAUCUUCCUUCUCCAAAGGCGGGGGAAGGCGUGCCAUUCAUUGACCACUAAUCCAUUCCCAGCCUCACAUUGUAACACAGAAAUGAAAAUCUGCCCAUCAACCCCCCCAUAACAAGCUGUGAAAUGAGCCUGUAGAUCUUAUCAAAUGCCACCAGCGUUCCUGACCAAGGUGCCUCAGUUGGGCAUCGUCCCAUAAAGCAACUGUCAGCAGUUUGAUUCCUGGACAGGGCCCAGGCCUCGGUUGAGGGUUCCAUCCUGGUCAAGGUAACGUGUGUCUCUCCCUCUUCCUCCCUCCCUUGUUGAAACUCACUAGCAGCUGAUGGUGGACGGGAUCGGCCCUUCGUUCCCAGCACCUCCCUGCCCCCACGUCUGACUUCUCUCACCAUGGACGGGGCGAAGGGCUGGAGAUGGGGCUGACGCUGCCUUCCCUUGCUACUUCCUCUGCCUGGAGAUGACUGUUCAGCUGUCAGACCUUUUCUCCAUUAUUUUUUUGGUUUGUUCAGAAUGUUUAUCUUUUAAACUGAAAUUAAAAAUGAUGUUUGCCAAUUCUGUUAAAUCUGGUUUUGACUCAAAGAACCUUCCUCGUAAU
Messenger RNA from Pteronotus mesoamericanus, 2802 nucleotides. Its product is annotated as leukocyte immunoglobulin-like receptor subfamily B member 3. Gene Ontology annotation, cellular component: plasma membrane. The transcript has 12 exons. Gene Ontology annotation, biological process: cytokine-mediated signaling pathway. The coding region runs from base 2 to 1696 and encodes 564 amino acids. Lineage: Eukaryota; Metazoa; Chordata; Mammalia; Chiroptera; Mormoopidae. The record is from RefSeq and is a predicted model, not a curated record. Gene Ontology annotation, molecular function: inhibitory MHC class I receptor activity.